Molecule: messenger RNA, 1654 nt
Organism: Scleropages formosus (Asian bonytongue)
Lineage: Eukaryota; Metazoa; Chordata; Actinopteri; Osteoglossiformes; Osteoglossidae
Gene: selenop2
Product: selenoprotein P2
Exons: 5
Biological process (GO): selenium compound metabolic process
Cellular component (GO): extracellular region
Molecular function (GO): selenium binding
Source: RefSeq, a predicted model, not a curated record
UGGCGUGUCUGGGGGAGGGCUAGAACUUAAAAACAAAGUAAACUGUAGUAAUAGUACUUUCAAGAGAAAAACCGGGAGUAAAAAGCAGAAAAGCACAGGUCAGAGGUCACUCCAGACCAUGCAGGGUCUCGGGACCUUGUGGUUCUCGGUCCUGCCAGCUCUCUUGACCGCAUCUUCGUUGUUCAUUGAGGGCGACAGGGACCCCUCGAAGAUCUGCGAACCCCCACCGCAGUGGGAGAUCGACGGCCGUGCCCCCAUGCAGGAGCACCUGGGGAACGUUGUGGUGGUGGCCCUGCUGCAAGCCAGCUGACAGUUCUGUCUCCAGCAGGCCGCCAAUAUGGGAGUCUUACGGAACAAGCUCUUGAGGUAUGGCCUGCAGAACGUGAGCUAUCUGAUCGUCAACCAGCAGGACAUCUCGUCCAGACGCCAGUACCAGGAGCUGAAGAGGAGGGCACCAAAGGAGAUCCCAGUCUACCAACAGGCCCCUCGACAGCAGAAUGUCUGGAAGCUCCUGAACGGCGCCAAAGAUGACUUCCUCAUAUACGACCGGUGCGGGAGACUGACCUUCCACAUUGUCCUUCCGUACACCUUCCUGCAGUACCCCUACGUCGAGGCGGCCAUCUGGGUGUCCUACCGCAAGGACAUCUGCGGCAACUGCUCCUUUUACUCUACAGAAGCAGAAAGCUUGAACGGCACCAAACUGACAGAGAAUAAUGGCACGGCUAACAUCACGACCAACGUCACGGCCGACGUCCCGGGUGGCGACGCUGCAGGGGAACCUAAUACUGAGAUAGAGGAAGGGGACACGGAAGAGCCGUUGAAGAAGGGUUGGGCUGCUGAAGUCCCUGAGGGGCAACACCAUCAUCCACACAGCCAUGGGAAGAGGCUACAGAAGCAACAUCUUCCACAUCACCAUAAUGACCGCCACCACACCCAGGGUGGACACUAGACUCAGGGAAGAUUCAAUUGCCUCUCUCUCGGAAAUAUCUAAAAUGUGGACCAUGGCGUCCAUUCCAUUAUCAGAGUCCAUCAGAGUACCCUGUUUACUGUGAAACUUUGCUUUGCUGUAGUUCACCAUCUGCUCUCUCUUUGUUAGUUAUAAUAUGCUAAUUCCCCUGGGUGCCGAUCAAGACCAUGGGACGGGAACUAAAACAAACUGCAAAGAUGUAAAACACCCUAAGUGUGCAUGGGAUUAGCCUUUUCAUUCUUCAUUAAUGGCAACCAGAGCAAAACUGGGUAGCUCUGGUAUCUCACACCUCCUCAACUGUGCUUUGAACAUGGGUUCCAAUUUGGCUAGGUGUAUCUGGAGCCUGCUUAUUCUCCCCAUGUUCACAUUUACUCUGGUUUCCUCCCACAGUCCAAAGAUGUGUUUCAGGUGAACUGGUGACUAAAUUGCCCAUUGUAUGUGUGCGUGUGCUUACCCUGCAAAGAACUUUUGUCCCAACCCAGGUGCACCCUGCCUUCUGAGAUGCAAAUCUGGGAGAAAAAUUAUUUUUAUUAGAUGUAUAACUUCAACCACAUAUCUCUUAUCCUAAAUAUUUCUUUAAAUGGUCAUGGAUGUAUGAAAUACUUGUAAUUGUCUAUAUGAUACAGUACUGUGCAAAAGUUUUAGGCACUUGGUUGUGGAAAAAAGCUGUAAAGUGAGAAUGCUUCC